AUGGUGAAGAUAGGAAAGAAACUGAAAGGGUUUGACGAAGGAAUAAAGAGACUAGACACACACAAAGAUAGAGAAAUAGAGGAGGAAGAAAAAACGAAAAUAUCGUAUAAAGGGAAUAAAUACGGAAGUGGGAAGUUCAGUAGAAAGACAGUCGAACAGACUAGGGAACAUCCAACUGAAUACCCAAGUGAAAAUAAUGACGCUUUAUACCUAGUAGAGGAAAGCAUAUUGGUUAAGAAAAAGUACAAUGAUCCGAGUUUUUAUUUAGAAAGGAACAGUACGUCUGCUUUUUUGGUUCUCCUAUUAUACAAAAUAUUGAUAAUCAAACCAGAUAAUAUCAUCGAAUUUAUACUUAAAGAAUUAGAAUGUUUGCUAAAAGAUAAAUUUGAAAAAAGCAAGAAAUUUAAUAAUAUUAGUGACAAUAACAAUAUCCGCACAGUAACUAGCGAAAGGCAUAAAGACGACGCUAAAAAUUUUAUUGGUAAAAAAUUCCACUUAACAGAACCAAAAUCUACGUACUUAGAAAAAUAUAAAUUUUUCCAAGGGGAACGUUUUCUCAGCUUAGAUAAUUUAUUGGAAGCUGUAAAUUUUAUUAAAAUAGAAAAUUCCGAUCAAGUAUAUUUCAACAGCUUAUUAAAAAUUAUAAAACAUUUUGAAAAUUCACAAAAUAAGGAUGAACUCUUAAAGGAAAAUAUACAACUUAAUGAUAGUAUACCACUGAACAAGGCAAUACACUUAACCAAAACCUUUUACAUCAACUAUUUUCAUAGCAUUGUGCCCAAUACGACUUAA
Molecule: messenger RNA, 792 nt
Organism: Plasmodium malariae
Lineage: Eukaryota; Apicomplexa; Aconoidasida; Haemosporida; Plasmodiidae
Product: conserved Plasmodium protein, unknown function
Exons: 1
Coding region: 1-792 (263 amino acids)
Source: RefSeq, a predicted model, not a curated record